This is a messenger RNA of Moneuplotes crassus, 2154 nucleotides long. Lineage: Eukaryota; Ciliophora; Spirotrichea; Euplotida; Euplotidae. The record is from the annotation of a GenBank genome assembly.
AGAAACACUAAUAAUAUGGGUAUUGAAGACAUUUGCUUUGAACAAUCUGAUGGAACCUCUCUGCCAUUCACAUCUAUCUACCAAUUCGUGAGGUACCUUGGAAGUGGCAGUUUCGGUGAUGUUUACGAAGUUGUCCGCAUCUCCUCAGGCCUCCGGAUGGCUCUGAAAAUCGUAGACAAAGAUUGAAGCGACUUUAACAAAAUAGUUUUACUCAGACAUGAGGCUAAAAUUUUGGAGGAAUGAGACCAUCCAAAUAUUGUACAGUUUUACUACCUUGAUGAAUACGUAAAUUACCUCGUAAUGGCAAUAGAGCUGUGAGAGCUAGGAUCUGUCAAGCAAUAUAUGCACAGCCUUCCUGACAAAGCUAAGGUCGAUGACCUCAUCGCAAGCAAGAUAACUAAAGGAAUCCUCCAUGGACUUGAAUAUCUGCACGAAAGGAACACUUUUCAUAGAGAUUUAAAGCCUGAUAAUGUGCUUUUAUCUGGAAAUGCACAAAGUCCUAUUGCAAAGAUAUGCGACUUUGGCCUUGCUAAGAAACUCGAUCCAGGAAUGGACGGACUUGUCUCAGAAUUAUGAGGGACCCUUCUCUAUAAAGCUCCAGAGCAGCUUCUCGGGAAGUUUUAUUCAAAAGCUGUUGACAUAUGGGCCACCGGUUUCAUAAUGUUCGAGAUGCUCAACAGACAAAGACCUAUUGAACAGAGUUCACGAAUGAAGGAUACUGAGUAUAUUGCUCUAUUCAAUUACAACAAUGGUCAAGAUAUCUUUACGAUCCCAUCUGACUUCGAAAAGACCAUUGCGUGAGAUUUCUUUAAGCGAGCCUGAAACUUUCACCAGGGUAAAAGAUAUCGUGCGAUUAGAGCCUUAAAACACCCUUGGAUCACCAGGAACAAAAACGAUAAGAUUCCUAAGAGCUUCUAUGAAGAAAUGAUAAGAGAUUAUGAGCUUGAGGAACUCUUUAAAACCACUCAAAACGUGCUUUUCUCGGUGUCUGUUCUGUCAAAGUUACCCUCACCAGACCCAGACUAUGUCAAAAAGCUACAAGCAGCUGUGAAUGGAACUGAGACGCCAACUGAAGAGCUAUCUCAAAAAUACUCUACUUCUACGUUAACAGAGUCAGAUAUGACCAAAGUGUCAUCAAAUGAUCAUAAUAAGACUCGACAAAGAAACUUCAGGAUUUCCUUGAAGAAGACCAAAGCAAAGAGGGCGAAAACCGGCCUCAGGAAGUCCAUCAGAGGCUCCGGCAUAACUAAAUAAAUCAGUCAGGAUCAAGAAGUCGAAGCCAAGACAUCCAGUGACUCGAGAGAAGGCCUCUAGAGUUAAGCUGAUGGACAACCCAACUCAGAUUCUCAAUUUAAAUCCUGCCUCACUCCACUCAGUAGAGGGUCUCAGAAAGAGGAGUACUGAGGUAUCCACUACGAUAAAGAGUCAAACAAGGAUCCCAAGAGUUACAUCCUUCAAAAUUAAUGAAAGAGUGAAUAAGCUUGAAGUAAACCUUUACAGGAGCUUUGAGAGAGCAACUAAAGGUGACAAAAGCAUCUUGCCGGAUAUCGAGUCUAAAAAGAUCUUGAAAUCUCCGAGAAAUAAGAAUCCAAAGAACCAAUCACUUAUCCGAAGAGAGAGAGCAAUGAACGAGCAUUUGACGAUGAAUGACUCCAUUACCAAGAGCUCACUUUGCCAGCACAUGGUCCAUUCUUCUUUAAAGAAGGCAAAGAAAAUAUCAAAGAUCCGCAAAGGCAAAAUGAUGAAGUCAAAUGAUAGUUUUAUUGAAUAUGCUGAUGAAGAGGUCCAUACGAUUACAAAAUCACCCAAAAAGUAUCUUUCUAAGAAGAGAAAUAAGGAGCAUGGAAUCAUCAACUUCUACAGGAAGACUACAAAGGCUUCGUAUAAGACAAAGAAAGUGAAGAAUUUGUACCAGAAUACUCCUCUUAAACCAGGAGACUUGGGCAAUCUUAAAAUAGGAGACAACAAAAUCUCCCUAUUUAAGUAUAUCAAAGAGAAUGACUUGUUCAGAUCAGCCUUUAAGUUUAAGGGCGAGAAGGAGAGUAGGAACCUAAAGGUAAUAAAGUAUGCGAAAUCAGCAAAGAAGAGUCAUCUUGGCGCUUUUAAGGAGUACCUUUAGCCAUUAAUAAUUUUUAAUAAUUUCAGACUUCAAUA